This is a messenger RNA of Linum tenue, 448 nucleotides long. Lineage: Eukaryota; Viridiplantae; Streptophyta; Magnoliopsida; Malpighiales; Linaceae. The record is from the annotation of a GenBank genome assembly.
UUCUUUAACUCUGAUAUCGGAAAAAAGAAUAACACAGAAGUCAUCAGAGAAAAAAAUGUGGCCACUCUAAGCAGCAAUCCAAAAGAUAUUGGCGCGACUGCACGUCAUUCGAUAAAGUUGGCGGUAAAAGGCACAGAAAGAAUUCGACAACCAGAUGAUGAACAUUUCAGCGCGGUCAUGAAACUUGGAAUAGAGAAGGGAAUCUACUCAACUCGAAUCCUGCGUCUAUCAAUGUACGAUCCACUCAUAAGGUGUAGGAGGCCAAUAAUAGAAGCCAAAUAUCCGUCAUACAUAACAGUCAUGACCCGUACACAAAUCACAGGCCGCACAAAACCCGUAAUACAAUUACUCUACAUCAUAUCAAAUAUUAUCAAUUGCACACGUUGAAUUAAUUUAAUUAGUUAUAUUUCAUUGGUGUAGCUCGUACCUCGUGACUUCGUAAAAAAAU